AUGUAUGAUGUCGCGGGUGACAAGUUUGAAGAACCUGAUGAAACAUUACAAAAUACUGACCAUACUUAUAGUUUUUCACAAUCCCUAUCGACAUUGGGACUCACAAUGAAGAAUGGCUAUGACUUUUGCUACGACAAUACGAAUGAAAAUCAAACGGAAUGGACACCACAGAUCGUCGCUGUGAGCUUCGGAGAUAACAUUAAGAAUGAGCUAAACAAUGAUGAACAGAUGUUAGAAAGUACGCAGACGCUUGAGAAUCUCAACGCAACAGUAAAACCUCAAAUUUUGAUAAAACACGAACCUUUAGAAAUUGAGGAGCAUAAUGAAGACAAAGAUGAAACAGUGUUACCUAAAGUUACAAUCAG
This is a messenger RNA of Parnassius apollo (apollo), 365 nucleotides long. NCBI's taxonomy places the organism in Eukaryota, Metazoa, Arthropoda, Insecta, Lepidoptera, Papilionidae. The record is from the annotation of a GenBank genome assembly.